This is a messenger RNA of [Candida] anglica, 531 nucleotides long. Lineage: Eukaryota; Fungi; Ascomycota; Pichiomycetes; Serinales; Debaryomycetaceae. The record is from the annotation of a GenBank genome assembly.
AUGUUUUCAAUCUCUAGUCCAUUGAUCUCUAUGAGAUCUUCCAUCUUUCGUCAAUCCAAUAGAUUAUUCCUGCAAUACGCUAAAAAUGAACAAAUUUUCUUACAUUCAAUUGAAGGUACAACCAUUGCAUCUCUUUCAAAAGACCCAAAGGCUACAAGUCUUGGAACUGUCACAGGCUCAACAGCUGCCAUAGUGCCCACAAACUUCAAGACCAACCCAACUUUCGUAUCUAUUCUCCAUGAAACUGUGUCCAAAACAAUCCAAAACGAUUUCCUGUUCAUAGUAGAAGCAGGUGCUAACGCCAAUACAUAUAUGCCAAUCUAUGAUUUCCGUCAUACUCCAAACUAUGGAAGAAUCCCUGAAGUUGACAACAUAUUCGGUUAUGUUCAAGUAGAUGCUGAGGGCAAGAUUGUACCUGGAACUUAUGAGUCUAAUAACCUUUACAGAUUGUGUAAUGGAGAAUCUGGAAUAAUCAAACUUUCUGAUUUCUUGUACUCUGAAGUUCAAAAGGCUUGUGAGAAUAGUUCAUAG